UGCCGGUCACGUGACCUGAGAGGAGGAAGCGACGUGUGAGCGGCUCGGCUCGCGGCUGUGUGAGGAGGACAACAGUUUGUCGUGAGAGCUGGUUAACUACAUGGCGGCGGCAGGACACCAGGACUCCUCAGAACGAGAAGGCCUGUCCUGCUCGGGGACUCGCUACGGCUCCACAGACAGCAGCGGGGAGCAUGACCACCACAUUAACAAUCAUGGAAGCAACCACAGCAACCAUCGGCUCCCGACAGCGACGGCAGGUCAUUGGGUCGGGUCUGAUCAGCAAGAGGAGGCCAUUCGUAGGAAGUUGAAAUACUUCUUCAUGAGCCCUUGUGAUAAAUAUCACGCCAAAGGCCGCAAGCCUUAUAAGCUCAUCCUGCAACUGCUCAAGAUCUUUGUUGUCACAGCUCAGUUAGUGCUGUUUGGCCUCAGUAACCAGGUGGUGGUGACCUUCAAAGAGGAGAACACUAUGACCUUCAAGCACCUUUUCCUGAAAGACUAUGAUGAGUCUUCAGAUGACACCUUUGCUGUUUACACACAGAGUGACGUCUAUGACCACAUUUUCUACGCUGUGGAGCAGUAUCUGGCUUUACCAGAGACCACAGUGGGACGCUAUGCAUACGUCUACGGUGUUGGUGUGAAUGGAAGCGCACUCUCCCUCUGCCAGCAGUACUUCAAGAAGGGACGCAUCGACCCAGCCAAUGACACCUUCAGUAUAGACCCACAUAUCAUCACAGACUGUAUAGGUGUGAACCCGCUGUCAGUCCCUCCAGCUCCGCUUGGCAGCAGCUAUAAAAACUUUACACUCAAGUUCCACAAGUUCAUUAACGUUACUAUAGAGUUCCAGCUGAAGGCAAUCAAUAUACAGACCAUCAUCAACAAUGAGAUCCCAGACUGCUACACUUUUUAUAUAACGAUCGUCCUGGAUAACAAGGCUCACAGCGGCAAGGUGAAGAUCCAGUUAGAAAACCGGGCAACCAUAAAGGAGUGCAAGGACCCGAGCGUCUCUGGACACGCUGAGAACUACACGCGUGUAGCAUUUGAUGUGGCUGUGGCUUUGCUGUGCACGCUGUCACUUGUGCUGUGUGGACGCUCCAUACUGCGAGGCAUCAUGCUACAACAGGAGUUUGUGCAGUUCUUUAGAGAGACCAUGGAUCGUAAAGUAUGCUGGGCAGACCGGCUGGAGUUCAUUAACGGCUGGUACAUCCUCCUCAUCAUCAGCGACAUCCUCACUAUAACUGGCAGUAUCGUCAAAAUCGGCAUCGAGUCAAAGACUAUGUCCUCGUAUGACUUGUGUGGCAUCCUGUUGGGAACGUCCACACUCUUGGUGUGGGUUGGAGUAAUUCGCUACCUCACAUUCUUCCAGAAGUACAAUAUCCUGAUCGUCACACUUCGAGCAGCGUUCCCUAAUGUGAUUCGGUUCUGCUGCUGCGUGGCCGUCAUCUAUCUGGGCUACUGCUUCUGUGGCUGGAUUGUCCUGGGACCAUACCACGUCAAGUUCCGCUCUCUGUCCAUGGUAUCUGAGUGCCUGUUCUCCCUCAUUAACGGGGACGACAUGUUCGUGACGUUCACGGAGAUGCAGGAGAGCAGCACUCUGGUGUGGCUGUUCAGCCAAGUUUACCUGUACAGCUUCAUCUCCCUCUUCAUCUACAUGGUUCUGUCGCUGUUCAUCGCUCUCAUCACAGGAGCCUAUGAGACCAUUAAGCACCAAACCCAGGAACCUAUCCACAUCACAGACCUGCACGCCUUCAUAGCAGAGUGUACAGACGCACCAAGCUCAGGGAAGUUCAGGGGUCUGGAGACCUCGCCAUGCUCCUUCUUCUGCUGCUGUGACAGAACGACCACAUAUGAGGACGUCCUGCUAGUGAACUAAAGUUGACCUCGGUGACCUCACUCUCCUCCCCUGCUGAUCACAGAGAUGCACUGAAACACUCCUGAAGCCCAGUGUCUCUGCAUCAACAUCCUCUAUCUGGGUCAAACCUCAGCAGUGGCACAUAAAAAAAAUGUGUAACAACCGUCUCCUUAUUGGACCUUGUCCUGUCCUUCACUUUUUUGAAGAAGAAACUGAGGACUGACACACGACUGGACCAUCAGGGUGAACUAAUGCACAGACAUUUCUCUGUUCCUUGUUGGCUUUUAAAACAAAACAGUAUUUUUUUCCCCCUAUGUAUUUAAUGAUGCACAAUGCUGAACCAGGAGAAGAUACUAAGUGGGUACAGGUGCCAUGAUGAGGACUGAGUGCACACAUGGUGCUGACUGUUUUUAUGUUUGUGUUUUUCCUUUUAUAGUAUUUCAAAGUAGCUUACCUCUUCCCGACAGGGCUUUUAUAUUGAGGCAUUUAUACAUCUCACAAAACAUAUGCAACAGCUAAAUCCUUUUUCUUACUCCCAACUACUCUAAACUCUAUCAUAUGAGGUCCCAAUGGGACAUGUAAAUUCAUACAUAAUCCAUUCAUACAAAAUCCAACUUAUAGUCUUUUUUUAGACAAUCAGGGAGAUUCUAGAAAGGUAUCGAAAAACAGGACCACAAAUUGAUUUGUUUUCUCUUCCACAAGCUGCACCUCCAGUAUAAAGUGUCAAACUGUGUCCUGAGCUGCAGUACUACUACUGCACAAGCAUCACGUUGCCUUCAAAUGUUGACACUAUAGUUUUGUUUUUGUUGCUACUCUUGGUUGCUGUAGUAAAUUGUGAGUGAAGCGCCCAACAUUUCCUGUGGUUAGCCCCUACACGGAAGUAUGUUUUAAAAACACAUAUGCACGUAUGUUAAGCUACAAAGAGUACAUCAGAGUUCAUUCAUUGUUUAAAAGCUGUUGGCCCCUUUCUUUAUUUAUACAACACUGAUGGCAGACUACGAACUGUCUUGUUGUAAGAAAAUAAUGACUUGAAAUGCAUUACAGUGAAGCAGGGUUUAGGGUCGAUAACAAGAAUACAGCUUCAUCACAGCACAAACCUAUUUGUAGCUCUGUAAUAUUGUCAUGUCAUACUGAAUCAUAGUGCUCUUUCGUCUGUCUGUUGUCUUCAUAAUGAUGUCUAAAACUGUAGCCCAGUGGAUGGAUCUUGAAUUUUUAUGUUCUUUGUACUGCCGCAAACGCACAAUAGCUGAAGGAGUCUCAGUCUUAACAUCAGAAGAUGUUUUUCAUAAAGAAGUUUCUUUCUUGAAGGAGAGAUGAUCUCUGGUCCAAGUAGUAACAGGUUAAUACGAUGACAGUAUUUUUCCAGUCAUCUUGUACUCGGUCUAAAUAGCCACAGGUGUCACAUUUAAACUAAAUAAGCUGGUGGACUUUGGAUCUAGAUAGAAAACAUGUGCCAAAUUUAUCAGUGGAUUUUAAAUUAUAUAAUAUGCAUGUAUAUAUUGUCCAGUAUUGCCGAGAUGGCAUCAUGUUUUAUACAAAUGAUCUGCACUUGAACUGUACUAAAAAAAAUGCAUUAGAGACAUAAGUCAACUGAAGUCAAUUACUUGGUGUCAUAUAUUUCCAUUCUGAUGAUUAAUGUUUUCCAGAUCCUCUUUGAUAUUAAAACAGUUUUAUUUCA
Larimichthys crocea (large yellow croaker) is the source of this 3527-nucleotide messenger RNA. RefSeq names its product mucolipin TRP cation channel 1a (gene mcoln1a). Gene Ontology annotation, cellular component: lysosomal membrane; plasma membrane. The transcript has 15 exons. Gene Ontology annotation, molecular function: NAADP-sensitive calcium-release channel activity. The record is from RefSeq and is a predicted model, not a curated record. The coding region runs from base 101 to 1870 and encodes 589 amino acids. Lineage: Eukaryota; Metazoa; Chordata; Actinopteri; Sciaenidae.